AUGAUGGUAUUCAAGCCAUGGCGCCACAUCCCUGGCAGAGUCUUGCUGUGGUCACUGAACCUCUUCUCGGCUGUCGCGCUUAUCUUCGAGGGCUACAAUCAAGGCGUCAUGGGGUUUGUCAAUGGCUCCGCCGGGUAUAUUGAGACCGUAGGCAUCGGAUCCAGUGGAGUCGUUACCAACACAACGAAACAAGGCGGCCUUGUCGCAGUGUACUACUUUGGAGCCAUGUUUGGAUGCUUCUUCGGCGGGUGGUUUGGGGACAGCUAUGGCCGCAAGAAGGCGGUCGUCCUCGGGAGCAUGUUUACACUGGUCGGUGGUGCAUUGCAAGCAGGCUCGCAGAACAGCAACAUGACGAUAUGUGCCAGAGUCAUUUGUGGCGUCGGCAUCGGUUUCAUCAACUCCAUCAUCCCAGCAUGGGUGUCCGAACUUGCAAAAGCACACAAUCGAGGUUCUGCCUUCGCUCUCGUCUUCUGUGCCAACUAUGUCGGCAUUGUCAUUGCCUACUGGCUUGGUUACGGACUGCGCAACCACACCACCGACUUCCAGUGGCGAUUCCCACUGGCCUUCCAGACCGUGCCCACCAUCAUCCUGCUGCUGACCGUGGCCUUCCUCCCGGAAUCACCACGUUGGUUGAUCGCAAACGGACGCCGCGACGAAGCCGUCGAGAUCCUCGCCAAGAUCCGUGGUGAUCGCGACCUCUCGGACCCAGCUCUCGCCGCCGAAAUCUUGCAGCUCGAUGUCAUCACCGUCAACGCCAAGCACGCCCGCUACAAGCUGAUCAACGUCUCAUUUGGUCGGCACUCGGGCGUUCUGCACCUGGGCCGGCGCGUAUGCCUCGCUAUUGGCAUCAUGAUGAUGAUGGAGUGGACGGGUAUCCUGGCCAUAACCGUGUACGCCAACACACUCUUCCAGCAAGCCGGUUUCAGCGCGGACAAGUCUGCCUGGCUCAGCGGCCUCUGCAACACCUUUGGCAUCGUCGGCACUAUGGCGAGCGUCUUCACCAUCGAUCGUUUCGGGCGCCGCAAGUCGCUCUACUUCGGCUUCUUCAUCCAAGGCGCCGUCCUGAUGCUUUCGGGCGGCUUGUCGCGCCUCGGCGAGCAGCACGCGAAUCACGCAGCCGCCUACGGCGCCGCCGCAGCCGCGAUGGUCUUCAUCUACACCUUCUUCUUCGCGCAGACGGUCUUGAUGAUCGCCUUCCUGUACCCAACCGAAAUAUGGCCACAGGAAAUACGGGCGCGAGGAAACAGCUACGGCGUCUUCGGCUGGGCGGUCGGGUGUGGAACGACGACCCUGGUGAUCCCGAGCAUGUUCGGCGCGCUGGGCUGGAAAACCCUGAUCGUGUUCGGCUGCUUCAACUUUGCCAGCCUACCGCUCGUGUUUUUCUUCUUCCCAGAGACGCUGGGCAGGUCGCUCGAGGAGAUCAACUUACUGUUUGCGGCUCAAAGUCCGUAUGUCGGCGCGAACGAGGAGGAGUACAGACGCAGAGUGGCAGAUGCGGGUGGAGAUGUGACUGCUGCGGAACGGAGACUGCUGGAGGAACUUGAGGACGGUGGGCACGAAAAGAACGGAUUGGCAUCCGACGAAGAAAUCGCUGCGGCUCCUAAAGCGGCCUGA
Cyphellophora europaea CBS 101466 is the source of this 1614-nucleotide messenger RNA. RefSeq lists its product as uncharacterized. The transcript has 2 exons. Gene Ontology annotation, cellular component: membrane. Gene Ontology annotation, biological process: carbohydrate transport; transmembrane transport. Gene Ontology annotation, molecular function: carbohydrate:proton symporter activity. The record is from RefSeq and is a predicted model, not a curated record. Lineage: Eukaryota; Fungi; Ascomycota; Eurotiomycetes; Chaetothyriales; Cyphellophoraceae. The coding region runs from base 1 to 1614 and encodes 537 amino acids.